AUGAGUGGACCCACCUGCGUGCUCGGCCACUAUGUUUUGACGAGCUACGAGCUCGUCUGCCAGCAGCAAGAGGCGGAGGAAGAGCAUCGCAGGCGGCAGCUCGAGGAACGGUUUUGCUUGCGACAUGAGGAAGACUAUACAUACGUCAGGAGCGCUUCGAAUACGAAUGUGGCGGCGGUGGCAGCAGCAGCAAGAACAUCAACCCCAUCAUGCAUGCUCUUAUGCUCAAUUGGCCUCGCCGCACGGGCUGUCCUGGCUGGCAAGUCAGGCGACUCGGUCCCACUACGAGCAACCGCAGAAGCAGCAGCGACAGCAGCGGCCGGACACAUCCUCCUCCUCGCCUUUGUCUUCAUAUCACGCAAUCACUGUCUCAAGAUCCAGAACAUCCCGGGUGAAUUUGAGGAGCUACAGACAGACGAGCGAGACCGGCCCAUAUUCACGGCGGGACGCAGAAGAAUUUGGGCAGACCCCGUUGCGAUCGUUGGCACGUGCGAGUACAUCUUCUCGGAGGACAUCGGUAUCCUCGGCGAUCUUGUUGCUGGAAAGGGACAGACGUUCGGUACACUGUGUGCGCGGUCCAUGGUAUGGAUUGGCGGCAAGCUGCACCAUGGACAAUCCUGA
This is a messenger RNA of Mycena citricolor, 621 nucleotides long. Lineage: Eukaryota; Fungi; Basidiomycota; Agaricomycetes; Agaricales; Mycenaceae. The record is from the annotation of a GenBank genome assembly.